AUGUAUCGGGGUUCGUUCGCUCCCCCGCCCGCGCAAUCGCCCCCCCUUCAUCACCCAGUCCCACAACAUGUCUCGACAGUCCCUAUGAUGCGCUCACCUCCACCGCCAGUUCCCCAACAACCCCCAAGUGCUGGAUAUGGCGGGAAUCCAUAUCAGCCAUCGCCGGCUCAGGGCGGCAGUGGAAGUUACGCGCCUGGGCCUGGGUUCGGUGGCUUCAUCAACGAACCCACGGCACAGAUGGGUUUCCAGGUUGGCAAGAGUGCAAUGGCUGCUGGACAAGAGUACAUGGAAUCAAACUUCAAUCGCUACGUCUCUAUACCCGCCCUCAAGCACUAUUUUAACGUCUCCAACUCCUACGUCCUGAACAAGCUGUUGCUUGUCCUCUUCCCCCUGGCGGCACAAGCCAUGCAAGCCCGAAUGGCAUCUGCCUCCACCGGACCAGACGGCCAGAUCAUCCAACAAAAUUACUCGUCCAUGUUCCUUCCUCCGCGCGACGAUCUCAAUUCGCCCGAUAUGUACAUCCCCGUCAUGGCUCUGGUUACAUAUAUUUUGUUAUCGGUGCUAUUGGCUGGAUUCCGGGGCAACUUCCACCCUGAGCUUCUGGGUUCGAUCACUACUACAGCCAUCGCGGUGAUUCUCUUCGAGAUUAUGUGUUUGAAGCUGGCAACCUACAUUCUGAGCAUCAACAAUGACUCGCAAUUGCUUGAUCUCGUGGCUUAUUCAGGGUAUAAGUUUGUGGGAAUCAUCGUCACUAUGGUGGCGGCUGAGAUUUUGAAUCCCGGCCAGGGAACCGGAGGCUGGGUUGGUUGGACCGUCUUUGCGUAUACCUUCUUGGCCAACGCAUUCUUCUUGCUGCGCUCUUUGAAGUAUGUGUUGCUGCCUGAUUCAGCUGACUCCGCCAUGCAUGCUGGCUCAAUGCGCCCCGUGGCUCGGUCCCAGCGCAACCGUCGCACCCAAUUUUUGUUCGUCUACUCCUAUGUCGUGCAGUUCAUUUUCAUGUGGGUUCUCAGUCGGGAGGGACCGUCCGCGGCAUCUAAGGCCUCUGCGUCGCCAUAA
Molecule: messenger RNA, 1056 nt
Organism: Penicillium soppii
Lineage: Eukaryota; Fungi; Ascomycota; Eurotiomycetes; Eurotiales; Aspergillaceae
Product: protein transporter YIF1
Exons: 4
Coding region: 1-1056 (351 amino acids)
Biological process (GO): endoplasmic reticulum to Golgi vesicle-mediated transport
Cellular component (GO): COPII-coated ER to Golgi transport vesicle; Golgi membrane; endoplasmic reticulum-Golgi intermediate compartment
Source: RefSeq, a predicted model, not a curated record